Messenger RNA from Sphenostylis stenocarpa, 1890 nucleotides. Lineage: Eukaryota; Viridiplantae; Streptophyta; Magnoliopsida; Fabales; Fabaceae. The record is from the annotation of a GenBank genome assembly.
AUGAAAAUGGAGUCUGCUAGGGUUGUGAUUGAUUUGGAUGAUUAUGAUAUGAGUGAGAAUCAGAUAGUUCCCAUUUCUGGAGAUUAUAGGUUAGAAAGACGAUGGAAGAGAUUUGAACUUUCAAAUAAACGUGUAAAGCGCAGUCACCAUGGCAGUGGUACAAGAUCAAGCACAAAGCGUCGUGGAAAUAUGGCGAGUUUAAUAGUACAAGAGAGUCAUACGUUGGAGGAUGAAGUGGAUGAAGAUUACAAAUUGUUUUUGGCGACAUAUAACCCUGAAGAUAUUGAUGUUAUCAGUGAUGGUAAAGUUGAUGGUUCUGAUAAUGACAUCAACAUUGGCUACGACAGUACCCAUUAUGAUCAUCAGUAUAGAAUGUUCUUGGAAGAAGAAAGGUUUCAUAAUGAUCUCGAGUUAGAGACUGAGAGGAUGAGGGGUUCAAAAAAUAGGGUUGAAACAAAAAGUAGAGGAGAUAAAGGGAUUGAUUUAGUGAGAAAACAGACAAGUGGCCCAAUAAAAUCUCAGCCGAAUUUGGAAGCUAAAAGAAGACUUAGUAAGAAAAGACCACAUGAAGAUGUGUCUGGUGAACCAAAAAACAAGUGCCACACUGAGUCGAAGGGUUCAAAACAAAGGGAUGAGACUGGAAGUCAAGCAUAUAAAGGAAGUGUUUCGGUGAGAAAACGAACAGGUGACCCAAUGAAAUCUCAGCAGAAUUUGGAGGCUAAAAGAGGACUUAGUAAGAAAAGAACAUACGAAGAUGUCUCUGGUGUGGCCAAAAACAUUUAUCACACUGAGAUGAUGAAGGGUUCAAAACAGAGUAGCGAGUCUGGAAAUAAAAGGACUGAUUCAGUGAGAAAACAGACAAGCCGCACAAUGAAAUCUCAGCUGAAUUUGGAGGCUAAAAGAGGACUUAGUAAGAAAAGGCCAUAUGAAGGUGUUUCAGUUGUGCCCGAGAACAUUUGCCACAGUACGGAGUUAGAUGUUGUGGAUGAAGAUUACCAGAUAUUCCUGAAUUCUUGUAUGGAUGACCAUAUACCUAGUGAAUUAAUAGGAAAUAUUUCAAGUGUUAUGCAAAAUUCACAGGUUCCUGAUCAUGUGCUGAGUGAAGUUGAUGAAGAUUACUUACAAUAUCUGAAUUCUGUUAGGAUUGUUGAUGAUGAGGUGGCGUGUUUGCCUGAGAGGAAUACUUCAAAGACAGACAUGCCUGAGAGGAAUACCUUGGAGACAGACAUCCCUGAGAAGAAUAUCUCAGAGACAGACAUCUCUGAGAAGAAUAUCUCAGAGACAGACAUGCCUGAGGGGAAUACCUCAGAGGUAGACAUGCCUGAGGGAAAUACCUCAGAGGCAGACAUGCCUGAGGGGAAUACCUUAAAUACAGACAUACCUGAGAGGAAUAUCUCAAAUACAGUCAAUGUGGAUGGUGACAGUAAUUCCUCUGAGCCUGAUCUUAUUCUUCUAGAACCUGAUCAAAUUCAUGAAAACACCCCAUUUGUUUCUUCGAAAACAUACGAUCCAUCUUGGUUUGAAACUGAAACGAACCCCAAAGGCAACUGGCAGUUAUCUGCUUACGAUCAUCCUCAGUUUAGGACAAGACUUAUGAAUGAUCUGCAAAGGCCUUAUGACCAAGAUGAAUAUGAGAGACUUCUUCUUGAAGUACAUCAGAAAAGGAGAACAGAACGUCAUGUAGAAACACGUCAGGGGGUGGUCAAAUCUUAUUGUACUACGAGUGUCAACAAAUCAUAUCUUGAGUUGUAUCCUGAUCUAGCUGAAGCAAUUGCUGAAUUCAAAAAAACAGAAAAGGUUUUGUUUCUCUUGCGUGGAUUUAUCUUCUGGUUGCAAAAUUCUUCCAUGCUUUAUGCUUGCAUUGGAUGGGAAGUGAAAUUGAGAGAAUAA